Branchiostoma belcheri (Belcher's lancelet) is the source of this 1015-nucleotide messenger RNA. Its product is annotated as B-cell receptor CD22-like. The record is from RefSeq and is a predicted model, not a curated record. Lineage: Eukaryota; Metazoa; Chordata; Leptocardii; Amphioxiformes; Branchiostomatidae.
AGGUAUACAUCGGACACUAAGAGUAAUUUUAGUCCGUCUCAAACGCGACAGUGUUUGUUUGAUUCUGUAAAGUCUUACGUCUGUGUGUGUGUGCCGCCACGACAUGGCUGGGCAGCUGUACAUACGGAAUACGAGCGGGCGACUGUCUGCAUUUGUGCUGGAAGUAGGGUUUUUCCUAGCGGUUACGACAGCUCAAAAUGCGAUCACCCUUCCUGAUGAUGGCAUCACUCGAACCAACCUCGGUGACGACUCUAUUCUGGAGUAUGGGUAUACAACCGCGCCUGGUGUCACCGUGCGGUUUGAGGUCUGGAUAAAGAUGCCAUCAAGCGGGAUUGCCAACAAGGUCAACAAUGGAUCCUUUAACGUCUUUGCUGCUUGGCGAGGCAGGGUGGAACCUGUUGGGCAGGCCAGCUUGAAACUUUUCAGCGUGACCAAGGACGAUGCAGGACAGUACCAGCUCUCUACCACCUUCAGCGAUGGAACGUCAGACAGCAAAGAGAGGACCCUGAUCGUGCAGUAUGCUCCAGAGGACACGACAGUCACUGCUACCCCUGGCCUGAUAGCUAUGGAAGGUGACGCUCAGGUGGUGCUCACUUGUCAGUCAGGCAUCCCCGCACCUACCUACACCUGGACAGGUGACAACCUGCCUGCCGAUGCCGCACAGGAUCCAAACACAGGAGCCCUGACCAUCACCAACAUCCAGAGGAGCGCGGCAGGCCAGUACACCUGCACAGCUGACAACGGAGUCCCGCAGCUGCCUGGAGACAACCCUACAGCACUCACCAACAGUGUCGACGUUCAGGUCCAGUAUGGUCCUAGUUCUGCCACCAUCACAAGGGACCCAGCAGACAAGGUUGUGCAGUGGAACACUGUCACCCUCAGCUGUGCUGUGGACACCGCCAACCCUCCUGCCACCUACACCUGGACCAGAGUCAACGGAACCCUCCCACCAACACAGACGUGGACCAGAUCGCCGGCACACUGAGGCUGAGGUCUAUCCAGCCUGACGCUGUCG